GACCUGCUAAAUGAUCGUUUACCAUGUUAAAUAAUUUUUGACUUUCAAUUAAAUUUAUUAAUCUAACCUAAUUACCGAAUUAAACCUUCUUUCCCAACCUCUCUCUAACCCUUCCACAAUCACCACCAUUUCCCCACCCAACACCAUCACCACCACCACCACCAUUAAAAACCCUCCUAUUAAUAACAACAUUAAAACCCCUUCUUUCUUCUAUAUUUGACUAAACCCUUAUCUUCUUAAAUUCACCCAAUCCCACAAUUGCAGAACGAUUCCACCGAUCCGAAAAAAGCCCGCAAAUUUUCUUCUCAAAUUAUGGUUGCCCACUUCAUAAAACAAUUGAAUUAAACCCAAAAAUCAUGAGUGAUUGCGAAAAAACAAUGUAUGAAAAGGCAGCCUAUACACUUGCAUUUUUCAUACUUCUCACAUUUACUUACCUCUUCUUGAUUGGAACUCUUAAUCUAAGAGGAUUUUAUCUAACCCCAUUCCUUCAAUCUUUUCCUUCAAACCCCAUUUGGGUCUCACCAUUCCAGAGUUUAACACCAUUAAGAGUGUACAUGAUGAUCUUUCUAGGAGAUUUAAUAUUGAUAUGCUUCGAAGAAAGAAUACUGAUCAAACGCCUGUAACAGCAAAGACAUUUCCACCAUGGACUAAAGUUUCUGGGUUGAGAAAACAACGUAGUGUUGAGUUUUGGAUGAUGGCUUCUUUGUAUAUUGUGCUGAAGGAGGGGAGGGAAAAUAAUCAUGAGGUGAAAAUGGAAGCUGCAAGAAUAUUGGAUUCAGAGAUUUCUGAUGUGUUCUUUGUGCCCUUUUUCUCUUCUUUGAGUUUUAUAUUUAUGGGCAUAAUAUGACUGAUCCAAAUAAUGAGCAAGAUAAGGAAUUUUUCAGGGAUAGCCAAGGCGAAUCUUCGAGCAAAGAGUCCGGAGCUGAUGAAGAAAUUCAGCGUUCUAAGACUUGCUCAAGGGGCCAUCCAGCGACCCGAGGAUAAGCCUCUUCCCCUUCCUCCGAAGGACUCGGCGACUGUAGAGAAGGGUCUGGAGGACGUGCCCUCAGAGCAAGAGGCUCUCCGACUUCUCGAAGAGAGAAAACAAAUUCACAUCCCCGAUGAAUCUGAGAGGGUGAUUCCUCCACAGACAAGGGGGGUGAAAAAGAGUGGGAAGAAGAAGAGGAAGCGGGAUUCUUCUUCCCGCAAGGAGAGCUCGGCCAAGAGGCCCUCUGUGGGUACGAUCCCUACGGCCGUACCUCUCCGCAUAAGGUCGGUUGAUGAGGAGGCGUCUCCCCCUUCGGACUCUCCACGGCCAGCUUCGAACAAGGGGAAGGAGAAGGUGGGGGAGUCUUCCGCGGCUCCCUCAUCGCAGUUUGCUGAGGUUUAUCGUCGUCGGGAAGUUUCCCCUUUUCGACACGAGACACCCUUUCCGGAGUUGGGGCAUAAGGGCUUAAUUGUUCGUUUUAACAGGGCGACGUCCAACUUAAUCAGCAAGGUGGACGUCGACCUACUAGAGUCCAUGCCCCCCCGUGACAGGGUGCGUCAGGCACAAGCUUCGGCGGCAGAGGCGUUCAUACGGUUGGCUUUUGAGCUCGACGCAAACCGUCAAAGUGCCGCGGACCAGGAAACCAUUACCGCCCUUACCUCCCGCUGUGAGGAGCUGAAUGACGAAUUAUCAAAAUUGCGGGAGGACCUGCCGGGCCUAAAAGAGAAACUGGCCAAGUGUUCUGAGCUGAAAGAGCGCUUGGUCAGGACCGAACAAUGGCGGGAAAGGGCAAGGAAGCAGCUGGACCAGACCAUCGAGAACUUAGAUGCUGCUUCCACCUGGUCAGCGAGCCUCGGUCAUGAAGUCGGCUUGCUGAUGGAUACCCAUGCCAAGCUCGUUCAUCAGAACCAGCAACUCAUGCAGCAAGUAUCGACUGAUUCUGCCCACUUCAAGAUAAUCCUAUCCGCGGCUAAGGUGUAUAAAUUGUGUUUAACCAGGAAGGCCCGGAUGGCUCGAGAUUGGCUUCUUUCGGAUGAGCCGGAAGCGUCGAAGUUUCUUGGAGAUCUGACGGCGGAGAUGGUGAGAGCCGGAACCCUGAUCAGUGACGAAAAGUAUCGUUUGGCUGCCGCAGAGUUGGGCAUGGAUUUUACAUCCCUUCAGCAAACUGCUGAUCAGAAGGGAAGUGAAGCCUUGUCCAACCUUGCUCCUGUCUUGGACGGGGAGUCGGCGGUACUGGUCGACGCUGCUUGGGAUGCGGAUGAAAGGAGAGCCUGGUCCGAAAGGAUGGAUGCAGAGGCUGAGAGGGAGGCUUUAUGCCUCGACUUGGAUCAGCUGGCUCUCUCUUCUCCUCCGGCGUCAGAUGUCCCGGAAAACUUGACGCUCUCCAACCUGGAGGUUUUGUGCCUUGAUCUAUCGAAUCUUAUUAUUGACGAAGGUAGGAACCUCCAGGGCUUGUCCCGAGAGCUGUCCGAGAUCGGGGUGGAGCCGUUUAACGUUGAAGAUUAUGUAAGCUUCACUCCCAGUCUUGAAGAGGGAAGGAUCGAGCCUCCUCUGCCGCCGGAUCAAGACGUCGAGGCUUUUUUGGAAGAUGUAUAAUCUUGCAAUUUUGUAAUUUUGAUUUUUGCAAACAUUCAACUCUGUAUUUUGAAUAUUUUGAUGUAUAUAUCCCUGAUUAUGGAGUUUAUUCGUGGUAUCCAUGCUAUUAUUCGUUGAGCCGUGGCUUCUCUCUUCUGAGGCCGCGGAAUAAUACUUAGAGGACGUGAUUUUUCGAUGUCACGCGCAGGCGACAUCAAGGAAAUUUGUACUUAGAAUAUUUUCAGCCUUUAGACCCCAGUAAGGGGGUCCGACUUGUCGAUGUCCCGGUUGCGGGUUACCUUAGUGGGAGACUUGGGAUUUUCUUUUGAACUCAGGGACCCCAAACUGGGGGUCCGACUUAUCGAUGUCCCGGUUGGGAAACAUCAUUUGGAAUAUUUUGAACUUUAGGGACCCCAAACUGGGGGUCCGACUUAUCGAUGUCCCGGUUGGAAAACAUCAUUGUGAAAAACUUAGAAUAUUUUGAACUCUAGGGACCCCAAUCUGAGGGUCCGACUUUAUCGAUGUCCCGGUUGGGAAACAUCAUUGUGAAAAACUUAGAAUAUUUUGAACUCUAGGGACCCCAAACUGGGGGUCCGACUUAUCGAUGUUACGAACGGUUGUCAGAUACUUCAAGUGAUUUUUGGUCUUGGAACCCUAUCCUAAGGGUCCGACUUAUAGGUAUCACAAGUUCGUUAGUGACAAAAUAAUUUGAUAAUGGGACCCCUCUCAAGGGUCCGACUUGUGGAUAUUACUGAUUUAAUAAGAUUUGCAAAAGAAUUUUACCAAAUAUUUGCGAACAUAAGAGCCGGAUAAUCAUUAAUAAAACCUGUUUAUUAAUGAUUGUUAAGGAUACAAGCGAUGAUUGAAGUAAUUUUGAAUUACAACGCAAUUAUGUUGCGGAAUGACUGUAGUCGCGGAUUGGUACUGAUGAGUCUGUCACUGAUGAGGCUGUUUAUGCUGAUGCUUGUCGAUUGCCCCUUGCAAAUUUUAUUAAAUGAAGAAUUUUUUCAAAUGGUCUCCAUUCCAUGGUCGGGGUAGUUUUUUCCCUUUCAUGUCUUCUAGUUCGAAGGUUCCUGGUUUGACGACGUGGGUGACUCUGAAAGGUCCGUCCCAGUUGGCCCCUAAUUUUCCUUUCUCCACGAUCUUUCCCGUAGCUUCUAUUUUUCGGAGGACUAAAUCACCAAUUUGAAUGCGUCUGGUUUUGUCGUGGCGAUUGAAGCUACGGAUCAUCUUUUGUUUUUGUGCUAUUGAUCUCAGCAUUGCGUUUCCUCUUGUCUCUGGCAGCAGAUCUAAGUUUGCUCUUUUUCCUUCCUCAUUUUCGUCGUGUGAGUAGUAGGUGACCCUUGUAGAGGGUACGCCUAUUUCAACUGGGAGCACGGCUUCAGAUCCGUAUACUAAAGAGAAAGGUAUAUGCCCCGUUGCGUCCUUGAUGGUUGUUCGACUUGCCCAUAAGACGCCUGGUAGUUCUUCAUCCCAAUUACCUUUGACCCCCUCUAUCUUCUUCUUAAUGCCAUUCAGGAUCUCUUUGUUUGCGGACUCUACUUGACCAUUAGUUUGCAGCCUGGACACUGAACUGAAUCUGAUUUGGAUGUUAAACUUGUCGCAGUACUCGAUGGUGUUCUUGCUGACGAACUCCCUUCCAUUAUCUGUUAUGAUUACCCGGGGGAUGCCGUACCUUGUGAUGAUAUUCCUCCAUAUAAACUGACAGACUUGUUUGUCCGUGAUUGAGCUAAGGGCUUCCGCUUCUACAUAUUUUGUGAAAUAAUCAAUGGCCACAAUGAUGAAUUUGCGUUGCCCUUUUGCCGGAGGGAAGGGGCCAAGGAGGUCCAUGCCCCACUUGUCGAAAGGCAGGACGGCUUGCAUGGCGGUCAAGCAAUUAGAUGGCUUCCUUCCUAUCUUUGAGUGGUACUGACAUUCAGGACAUCUUUUGAUCAAAUACUCCGCGUCUUCUCGGAGUGAGGGCCAAUAAUAUCCACUUCUAAGGACUUUCCCAAUGACAGUUCGUACUCCUUGGUGUAUACCGCAUCCACCUUCGUGUAUUUCGCGGAGGAUAUAGUUUCCUUCUUCAAGGGAUACGCAUUUUAGGAGGGGGUGUGUAUAUGACUUCUUGUAGAGCGUUCCUUCGUGGAGUUCGAACCAUCCGGCUUUCUUCCGGAGCAUUUUGGCCUGACUUUUAUCUUGGGGAAGCGUCUGAUUCCGCAAAUAUUCGAUGUAUGGCUCAAUCCAUGUUUCUGAUCUGUCGAUGGUAUCGACCAUGAAGUUGAUGCUGGGGUUAGGAAGCACUUCCCAGAUUAUGUCUCGAGCCGCGGAUGUUUCUGCUGAGCUGGCAAGCUUUGCCAGGGAAUCAGCCUGGGCGUUCUGGGAUCUUGGAAUGUGCUCCAACGUGAACUUGUCGAAUUUUUGAACAAAUUCCUUUACUUGCUGCUUGUACAUUUUCAUGCUGUCAUCUUUAGCUUCGAAUUCCCCGUUCACUUGUCCAACAAUCAAUUGGGAGUCAGAGAAGGCGGACAAUUUUUUGGCUCCCGUUUCGUAGCAAAUUCUCAGUCCCAUCAAUAAUGCUUCAUAUUCGGCCUCGUUGUUGGAUGCUGCGAACUCGAACCUGACCGCCCUUUCCAUACGGACCCCGGCGGAAGACACAAUGAGGAGUCCAGCCCCACUUGCUGAUUGGGUAGAGGACCCGUCUACAUACAACUUCCAUUCCUGAUUGGGUUCAGGAUGAUAGGGGAGAGUGCUUUCAGCAAUGAAGUCAGCCAGAGCUUGGGCUUUGAUUGCUGUUCGAGGCUCAUAUUCGAUGCCGAAAUCCGCCAGCUGGUUUGCCCAAUCUGUGACGCGGCUUGACUUGUUUUUCCCUUCCAGAAUCUUUUUCAAAGGUUGAUCAGUCCGGACGAUGAUCUGGUGGGAUUGAAAGUAGGGCUUUAAUUUCCUGCUUGCCAUGACGAUUGCGAAUAGGACUUUUUCGACUUCACCGUAGUUUCCCUCCGAGCCACGGAAUGCAUGACUUACGUAGUAUAUAGGAAGCUGUUUCUUUUCUCUUUCCACAACCAGUACUCCGGAUAACGAAUAUUCGGAGACAGAGACAUAUAGGACUAGUUUCUCCUCUUUGAUGGGCGAAACUAGUUUUGGCAAGGUGGACAGGUGCUCUUUAAGUUGGCGGAAGGACUCUUCUGCUUCUGCUGUCCACUCGAACUUUUGUUGUUUUAUUGUUUUAAAGAAGGGUAAACAUUUAUCCGCGGACUUGGAAAGAAAUCUUCCAAGAGCAGCCAGGCACCCCGUGAGCUUUUGUACUUCUUUUACUGAGGUGGGAGAUCUCAUGUUCUGUAUAGCCCGGAUUUUAUCGGGAUUUGCCUCAAUGCCUCGCUCGUCUACCAGGAAGCCGAGGCACUUUCCUCCGGUAACUCCAAACACACACUUGUCAGGAUUGAGUUUCAUUUGGUGCCUUCGAAGGGUAAGGAACGUCUCUCGUAAGUCUUCGGCGUGCUGACUUGCUUGUUUGCUUUUUGUGAUCAUGUCAUCUACAUAUACUUCUAAAUUCCGUCCAAUCUGAGAUUGGAAGACCUUGUUGACCAUCCUUUGAUAAGUUGCCCCCGCGUUUUUUAAUCCGAAGGGCAUAACCUUGUAGCAAUAGACUCCCAUACUGGUAAUGAAGGCCGUGUGAGGUUGGUCUUCAAUUGCCAACGGAAUCUGAUGAUAGCCGGCAUUGGCAUCCAUAAAGCUUAAUAAUGCAUGGCCUGCUGUAGAAUCCACCAGAUGAUCUAUCUUUGGAAGUGGGUAAUCGUCUUUAGGGCACGCCUUAUUCAGGUCCGUGAAGUCGACGCACAUCCUCCACUUACCAUUCGGUUUUUUCACCAAGACAACGUUGGAUAGCCACUCAGAGUAUUUGCAUUCUUCAAUAAAUCCGGCUCUCAACAACUUCUCGACUUCCUCCUUGGUGGCCUCAGUCCGCUCUCUCCCUUGAUGUCGUAGCUCUUGUUUUAUGGGUUUAUAGCCUGGUUUGAUGUCAAGUUUAUGACACGCGACAUUGGUAGGGAUGCCAGGCAUUUCUUCCGUGCAAAAAGCAAAGACGUCGCGGAACUCAGCAAUGGUGGCCACUAUGUCCUGUUUGACCGUGUCAGGAAGAUCUUUCCCCACUUUGAUUUGUUUCCCUUCUAACAUGUCUACUUCCUCGUAUCGUUCUAUGGGGCGAGGCCUUUCAUGCGUGCUGAGAUUUUCCUUGUACACGCUCAUGACAGCUGGGACAUUGUCUUCCCUUUUUCUUUUUGCAGGUGUCUCGGAAGACCCGCGUUUCAGGGUGUUGACGAGGCAUUGGCGAGCCGUCACUUGGUCUCCCUUGAGAAUGCCAACUUGUCCAUUAUCUGUCUCGAAUUGCAGCAAGAGUUGAUGGGGAAAGAUUGCUGCCUUGAUCUUAUUAAUGAGUGGGAGCCCCAUGAUAGCAUUGUAGGGGAAGUUGAGAUCUACCACUGUGAACCGUAUGGGCAUGGUCCGGCUUUCACUUCUUUCCCCUACCCGUACGGGGAGAAUGAUCGUGCCCAACGGAAUGACCUGACUCCCUCCAAACCCAAUCAGUGGUUUGUCUAGGGGUUGUAAGUGCUUUUCCUCGAACUUCAUCUUUCUCAAGCACUCCAUUGUAAUAAGACCAGCCGUGCUUCCCGUAUCUACCAGCACCCGUCUGACUUUCAUUUGCCCGAUUUUAAGAGUGACCACCAGGGGGUCGGUAUGGGGUUGUUGCAGCGAUUGGGAGGUCGUGGCAUCGAACUUCAUGACCGGUCCCUUAGAUGCGGCCAUGGGAGGUCCUUUCAGCAAAGUGUGGACGCUGUUUUUUGCCGCGCGGAUAGUGGGAUAUUCCUCAGUGUAUCCCCCAAAAAUCAUGUUGAUAGUUCCCUGAGUGUCGGAACUUUCGCGUCUGGCUUCGUUCCUCUUGGGGGAUCGGUGUUUCUGUUGCCAUGGCCUCCUUUCCCCUUCUCUUCCAGCAUCAUAAUCUUUCCUGUUGAGGAACCUGGACAGUUUUCCCUCGUCAGCCAACUGAUGCAAGAUGCGCUUUAGUUCGCGGCAUUGUGCCAGAGUAUGGCCGUGCUCUUUGUGGUAAUCACACCACAGAUUAUAGUUGCGCCUAUCAGAGGGGGUGGUAACUGGAGGUGGAGCUGGCAAUUGAUCUCGAACAGCGAAGAAAAUGUCCCUCCUGUUUCGAUUGAAUGUGGGGUCGUUUCCUCCAUCUCCCAGAUUCCGCGUCCUAGUUUCUCCUUCUGUAAUAUAUACGUGUCGGGCUCGUGGAGGUCCCAUAUCAGAUGGCGGCGUAGGAUGACGCGGCAUGUAUUUCUUCUCUCUCCUCGAAGAAUGCUCCUCCCUGUUUCGUGAGGAUUGAUGGGGGGGCCCGACAUCUUUUUUCUCAAAUUUUCGCCUUUUCGGAUCAUGUGCUUGACAUGUCUCUGAGGCCGUGACAUAACUUUGGCAUUGUUUCAUGGCCUCUGCGUACAUCUUUACUUGACUUUCAACCAACUGGAACUUCAGCCGUUGGGCCUUCAUUCCGUUGAUUAGGGCGUUUAGGGCAACCGACUCCUCCAAAUCAGUCACUUCCAGCACUGCCUCAUGGAACUUCUUAAGAUAUGAGGAUAUGGACUCUCCUUCCAAUUGAGUGACACUGAGCAGGUGGAAGUUUGAUUUCUCCUGCCUUCUUGAGGCUAUAAAGUGGCCCAAGAACUUGCCCUCUAGUUGGGCAAAGUUGUGGAUGCUUCCUCCGGGAAGGGAGGUGUACCACGUCAAAGCUACUCCUGUAAGAGUAGUUGGAAAGAACUUACACCAUAACGAUGAGUUGGUGGUGUACAACAACAUAAGAUUCUUAUACGCCGUCAAAUGCUCCUGCGGGCAUGACGUGCCAUCGAAAGCAGCCAUGUUUGGUACCUUUAUUUUCCCGGGAUUGGGAGUAUUCAGUAUCUCUCUGGCCAGGGGAGAGACUAAUGAUAUGGGCUCUUCAGGAAGGACACUCUUGUCGUCCUCAUUCCGCGGCAUGGAGGUGGGAGUGAGGGGACGGCUAGACCCGGCGAGUUGUGCCUUCUUCCUUUCCUCCCUUCUUUUAUCUACCAGGGAUUGGACGCUCUCAGACGUCUUUCGCUUUUUGCUCUCUAUGAAGGUUCGGGCAUCUGGAGUGGCGGUUUUGGAUUCGCCAUCUCGUGUAUCUUUCUUGCUAUGGUGCGGGUAAGUUCUGGACCUUUCCCGCCUAUUUUUAUUGCGUCUACUGGAAUGGGAAGUCCUCGAGUUCCCGUCUUGAGAUUCAUGAGAUUUUGGUAUCUCUUGACGGGGCUCGAUUCGUUCCUCUAAGUUCUUUAUUUGGUUCGCCAUGUCUUCCAGUACCCGUUGUUGAGUAGGGGUAUUGUUUAUGACGGCGCGGAGUUGUUCAGAGAACGCGGCCGUGAGAUUUCGCGCUAGCAUGUCCAGAUCACGGCGAGUCACGGCUUGAUUAUUAGCGUGACCCGCUGAAGUGUCUGUGUCUGUGCUAUGCACGGUGGCGGUUUGAGUCGGGUUCUUCUUGGGAGUCAUGACUUCUUGUACAGUCCCCACAGACGGCGCCAAACUGUUUCGGUUUUGAAACGAGGAAGUGCGAGACACUUGAUAUACCUGGAAAUAAGCAGAAGUAUGAUCAAGAGAAGCGACUUAUGAGAGGAAGUGACCUGAAUUCCUGCGACACAACACGUUAGCCUUAUCCGGGGGGUGACCUCCCGGAAAACCCCUCCGACGCUCAAGUCAGAACGUAGAUCGGAAAUUAAUGAAUGACAGAUUGUAGAAUGAAUGCAAGAAGGCAGGUCGGGAUUGGGAUUGCUAGUGCUAGUGCUAGUGUUUGGGAAGGCUAAGGAAGUAAUGUAAGCAAGGAUACUAGGAAAGCUAUUUCAGAUGUCCUCUCCCCUCUGAUGGUUGUCCCUAUUUAUAAUGUUGAAGGAGGAAGUUACUUCAGAGAGGAAAGGUGGAAGAUCAUGGGAGUAAUGGGCAGCAGCUGGUGGUCAUGAAGGAAAGUAGAAGAUAGUGGGCAGUUAUCUACCUUGAAAGAAGGAUUAUCAAAGAAUGUGGGGGAGUGGGGAGUGGGGAGUUGGGUCAAACAGGAGGUUAUUAUUCUGGAGGGAAAUUAAGGCAUCUGAAAGUGAGUAGCUCAUGGGCCAUUCAAGGAGGAUGGGACAUUCAACAAAAAGCCCAUUGACCGAAAGUCAAGGUCAACAGAAAAGGUCAAAGGGUAUUUUGGUAAUAUGAUGAUAAUUAUUAAAUAAAUAAAUUAAUUAAAAAACAGUACCAUGACAGAUAUAUAUUUUAAAAAUUAUUGUUUUCAAUUUAUGCCUUAAAACUAAUAUUCUUAUAAUCUAUUUCUACGGAUUUACAUAUUGUGAAAUUAAUUUUACAAGUUGUGAAUUGAAAAGUUUAUAUACAUGUGCUUUAUAGAAGUUUAAGUAAUAAAAAUAUCAAAAGACAAAAGUUAAUAAAAAGUGUGUAGUUUAGUUGCUCACAAGUGUCCCUAUAGCUUCAAUACAAAAGGACUCAAGGUUCAAAAAUUCUACAAACUCAGAUGAGUGAGAAUGAAAAACAAUUUUAGUAAUUUAAAAGAGAAGGAGUAAAUGCUACCAACUAGGGGUGUGCAUAAAAAUCCGACCUAAAAUAUCUGAUAUUCGGUAUUCAAAAUCGAAUAUUUUACAAGGUUUUCACAAAUCGGAUAAUUCGGAUCGGGUACCCAAAUUUUAAAACCGGAUACCCGAUUUGGAUCACAUAUUUUUGAAAAUCGGAUGUACGGUAAUUUUUUUUUUUUGAAAAUAAAAUGAUUAGCCUUAGAGUUGAAUAAUCUUAAUAUAAUUGUUCUCUCCAUUUUUUUUAUAAUUGUUCUUAC
This is a messenger RNA of Amaranthus tricolor (Joseph's coat), 10400 nucleotides long. RefSeq lists its product as uncharacterized. The record is from RefSeq and is a predicted model, not a curated record. The transcript has 4 exons. Lineage: Eukaryota; Viridiplantae; Streptophyta; Magnoliopsida; Caryophyllales; Amaranthaceae. The coding region runs from base 860 to 2563 and encodes 567 amino acids.